This is a messenger RNA of Alternaria conjuncta, 1494 nucleotides long. RefSeq lists its product as uncharacterized. The record is from RefSeq and is a predicted model, not a curated record. Gene Ontology annotation, biological process: double-strand break repair via homologous recombination; meiotic DNA recombinase assembly involved in reciprocal meiotic recombination; meiotic joint molecule formation. Gene Ontology annotation, cellular component: Swi5-Sfr1 complex; Swi5-Swi2 complex. The transcript has 2 exons. Bases 1 to 1494 code for a protein of 497 amino acids. Lineage: Eukaryota; Fungi; Ascomycota; Dothideomycetes; Pleosporales; Pleosporaceae.
AUGACUUUCGAGAAGGGCGUCACCGAAAUCGCGGACUCGGAUGAUGAUCCGAUGACGUCGUCACCUGGUGUUGUUCCGGAUGAAGCGGGCGACAAGCAUUGCGCAGUGUCCAAUGUCCCGUACCAAGAGCGACAGGACGCGUCGCGCGAGGCAGAUGGCCUCCAACAAGCAUUCGCCGAACGCGAUGCCAGCACAACUGAAGUCUUGGGCGCCGAUUCCACCAAUUCUCCAGUUGAUGUCGACGCGUCGAGAAUUGAUCAGACUAACAUGAUGCCCAAUGAGACCACUGCAGCGCAAAACGAGGAAGGAGCGACUGUCGAAGGUGGCAGCCACGGCCGGGGACUCCACACACAAAUACAUCCACAAAAGCCAGUAUCGACGACCAGAGACAUGCCAAAUGGGCCUCAAGUGAUGGUCGUUCCAACUGAAAACGGGGAUCCAGUUGCCAAGGAUGUCGAAUCUGACCCCUCAGCCCGCGGUGACGAACAGCAGCCACCUGUAAGCCAUGCCAGUCCUUCUUCUGCCGAACAGGAAGUAGCUGAGGCUAUUCAACCCACAAUGGCGGAUGCGACGUUGAAGGUACCAGGUUCUGCUGCCCUCGCUCCAUCAGAGUUCAGCGUCGAUUCUGAGUUCCCAAACGGGUCAACAUGUCAAUCGCAAAGUACUGUCACACUCGCCAGUCUGCCUCGUGUGUCGAAAGAUGAUUCGGGUCGAGCUGUAAAGCAUCAUCCGGUAGAUGGACACACGAGCGACAACGUAGACCGAUCUCGGCCGACCUCAACAGCUGCCAGCAUGCAGUCGAAUACGACAAGGAUUGCAUUAGGCUCGUCAGGCGACGCAGGUCCUGCUGCGACCAUGCCGGACGACUACACCAGCUCUACGCUCCAUUGGGCUCAAGACACUGAAGACACGCCUCCUAAUGCGCGAAUGCACAUCAACACUAGCGAAGCUGCCAUGAUCGAAAACGGAUCUAGCUAUGAGAUCGGCCAGGAACAAACUUCCCGAAGCACAUCCGCGGACCAGCAACUAUCCGCAGAAGAAGUGGCAUUGCCGAAAGAGAGCGCAGGCUCAAGUUUUGGUGCUAGUUCACCAAUUGCUAAACUAUCUACCCAUGCCCAACCACACGCUGACGCCCAACACUUGUCAUCGCCCAUCCCAAUGCCUCCAUCGAGAACACCACAGGAAGUCACUCUUGAUAAUCUGAGAGCCCAAAAAGCUGCACUCUUGGCCUCUCUCAGUGCCCUUCCAGCGAUCCAAGUGCUGAUGGAAGAGAACGCCUUUUCAGAUGCCGAAUCAGGCGAUGCUAGCGAUGAACCUACUGAGACCGAUGUCAUGGCAGCCGCAAACAAAAUCGUGAAAGAGCACAUCAAAUUACUACACGAAUACAACGAGCUGAAAGAUGUGGGUCAGGGGCUGAUGGGCCUUAUUGCGGAUCAGCGGGGCGUACGGAUAGUCGAAGUUCAAGAGGAGUUCGGCAUCGAUGCGCAGGACUGA